UCCUGCAGCCGCACCGCCAACAUGAAUGACACGGUCACCAUCCGCACCAGGAAGUUCAUGACCAACCGGCUGCUGCAGCGCAAGCAGAUGGUCAUCGAUGUCCUUCACCCCUGGAAGGCCAUGGUACCCAAGACAGAGAUCCGAGAGAAGCUGGCCAAGAUGUACAAGAUCAUGCCAGAUGUCAUCUUCGUGUUUGGCUUCCGGACCCAUUUUGGCGGCGGCAAGACGACGGGCUUUGGCAUGAUUUACGAUUAUUUGGAUCACGCCAAGAAGAACGAGCCCAAACACAGACUGGCACGGCAUGGCCUGUAUGAGAAGAAAAAGACCUCACGCAAACAGAGAAAGGAACGCAAGAACAGAAUGAAGAAAGUCAGGGGGACCGCCAAGGCCAAUGUUGGUGCUGGCAAAAAGAAGGAGUAAAGAUUCUGCAGAGGCUAUCUGGUGAUUGUGCAGAUU
Molecule: messenger RNA, 456 nt
Organism: Sorex fumeus (smoky shrew)
Lineage: Eukaryota; Metazoa; Chordata; Mammalia; Eulipotyphla; Soricidae
Product: 40S ribosomal protein S24-like
Exons: 1
Coding region: 22-420 (132 amino acids)
Biological process (GO): translation
Cellular component (GO): ribosome
Molecular function (GO): structural constituent of ribosome
Source: RefSeq, a predicted model, not a curated record